AUGAAUGCCAUCAAAGUCUGCAAGAAGCAUCAAUGCGGUGGGAUGUGGAAAACUGCCCGUUCAAACGAAAAUAAGAGUGCAUCAUCUACUUUUGUUUUCUGUUCUUCAGCUAAUUUCUUUGUUUGGAUGGGUGACACCUCAAAAAAAAAGUCAGGUUCGAUAGCAGGACAACAAUGGGGUUGGUCCAGUCGGAUGGGGCAAGUCGUACCUCAGUACUUUGGUGUGCUUGUACUAGAAGGCUGCUUCCAAACCCGCCUCUCCAACAAAGUGUACACAGAGCCCAGGGAAUUGAUUCCAUGUGAUGUAAAAGCACAACUUUUGGUCGAAAUGAAUAAAUUGAGACCUUUAGAGAGAAUUUUUUUCUCCAAAAAAGUAGUAUUAUGGGUACCCUCAACAGAAAGACUAGAAAAACUUUUUGUGACUGUUCCCUUAAAUAAGGAACUACAGCAUGUGUUUCCGCUAUUUGGCCUUACUGCCAGUGGUGGACCGAGAACAAACCUUAGUACACCAAAAACUAUCAACAAAAGAAUCGUUUGCAUCAUUUACGAGAUAACCAGGGAAACCCGAAGCUUAAUUUGGAGCGGCUUUAAAGUACCCAUGAAAGGCGAAGAAGAUAAUGAAAUCGGAGACAAAAUUUUGGGGCCUGCUUUCAAUAAAAAUAAUAAUAAAUUACAGUUUUUAAAUACAGGACAAGGAUUUUAUGAGAAAAGGUGUUUAAUAGUGAUUUUUUUACUGCCAAAAGCGUUUUUACAAUUCUGA
Molecule: messenger RNA, 759 nt
Organism: Echinococcus granulosus
Lineage: Eukaryota; Metazoa; Platyhelminthes; Cestoda; Cyclophyllidea; Taeniidae
Exons: 5
Coding region: 1-759 (252 amino acids)
Source: RefSeq, a predicted model, not a curated record